Molecule: messenger RNA, 1201 nt
Organism: Populus trichocarpa (black cottonwood)
Lineage: Eukaryota; Viridiplantae; Streptophyta; Magnoliopsida; Malpighiales; Salicaceae
Exons: 6
Coding region: 225-986 (253 amino acids)
Source: RefSeq, a predicted model, not a curated record
UCAAUUAUUCUCGCAUAUUCAAGUGUCUAAAUCUCUAAAUUACCCCCCUUGAGUUGAAAUGAAAAGUGGGAGAGAUCAUGUCGUGAUAUUUCGCUCGAAUUCACGCGAUGAUGUCUUCCCGUUGCUAAUUCCAUUAUAUAUGUACAUCUCUCUCAUUCGAUCAAAUAAAUAAAGGUAUACCAAUCAACACCAAAGUCCUUUCUACUCGGCUUCUGUUCCUUCACAUGGCGUCCGAUUCAGAGAAGGAUGCUUCCGAAGGGCUUGGAGGUGCUCGGAACACAGGCGAGAAAGAUCAUAAACCUGGAAGUUCUAGGAAAUUAACUGAAGCUGAGAGAAAAAGGAAACAAGAAUGCCAGAGGAAUUUUAAUGCUAGAAAGAAGCAAAGGAUUAAAAGCACAGAGGAAGAGGUGGAAACUCUCAAAGAACAGCUUGCCUACUACAAAGGGCAGGCAGAUGCCCACUACAAAGGCAUCCAGGAACUUGGAAAAGUUGUUAACAGCGUUGGAGAAGUUGGAAAAAAACAAACUGCUCAAAUUGACAAGCUUUGCGAGCUAAUUAUCGAAGGGCAGAAACACUCUGCAGGUAGAAGGGAGUGUUGGGGAAGCACAUCUUCCAGCACAGAGGUGCUAGAAGGGGCUCCUAACCAGCUGGCCUUCAACAGUCUCAAGGAGCGUUACAUUGCCUCUGAAACACGCCACGCACAGGAGAAAGUUGCCACAGAAGCACGCCACGCAAAGGAGAUGGCUGCCAUAAAAGCACACCAUGCCCAGGAGAUGGCUGCCAAAGAAGCACACCAUGCUCAGGAGAUGGCUGCCAAAGAAGCACACCAUGCCCAGGAGAUGGCUGCCAAAGAAGCACACCAUGCUCAGGAGAUGGCUGCAGUCAGGACAGAGUACGGCCUAGACGUGGAGAACGACAUGUUGCAGGCGCUUGCAGGAGCCUCACCAGGCUUCGAUUUUGCUGAUCAGUUCGUGAAUUAUAAGUAGAUUUAUUAUGCGGAUAGGGAAAGCAAGGCGUCUAAAGAUUGUUUACAGGUGUUCCGUAAUAUUUCUUGUGUGUGUUAGUUUCUCUAUUUUGAUACUGGAAGAUCUCCGAUACUUUUAUGUGUGCUUAAACUGAAGCUUUUGGACCUAAAAUUAAUUGUCUCGCGUGUCAUUAUAAUACUCUCGAUGAUAAUGUUGUUGAUUAGACAACAUGAAAA